AUGCCGCCGAGACUCAAGAGUGGGUCACUGGAGGAGAUGGGAAAACAACUGUUUCUCGUGUUCAACUCUGCCCUCUUGUGGUGGUGGAGCUCAAUUGCAAUUCCCGGUGCUUGCUCGCAAAACCAAACCGACCGGCUUGCGUUAGCCUCCUUCAGAAAUGCGAUACACGAAGACCCAUUUGGAGUCUUGAGCUCUUGGAAUGAUUCGACCCAUCAUUGUGAGUGGCAAGGUGUUUUGUGCAGCAAAAGACAUCCUGGGAGGGUCACUUCCCUGGUCCUAAGAUCACAAGGCUUGGGAGGCUUCCUAUCUCCUCAAAUAGGUAACCUCUCUUACUUGAGGGUCAUGAUUUUACAGAACAACAGCUUCCGCAGCGAAAUCCCACCACAAAUCGGGAACUUGCUUCGGCUCCGUCUUCUCGAUCUUAGUAACAACUCAUUUGACGGGCCGAUGCCCUCAAAUCUUUCCCUUUGCUCGAAUCUCGAGACCCUGAAUCUCAUAGACAACCAGCUUGUGGGGACAAUUCAAUCCAAUCUGGGUUCUUUACCAAGGCUCUCUCGCUUGGGCUUAACUCGUAAUAAACUUGUAGGUCCCAUCCCUCAGUACUUUGGAAACCUCUCUCAACUGCUAGUCCUCUCCCUGGCAUACAAUGCUUUGAACGGAGAAAUACCCGAGGAACUGUCCAGACUCGAGAGGUUGGGAAAUUUUAUGCUAUCAUUUAAUGAACUAAUUGGGGAGAUUCCACCAGGGAUUUUUAACAUCUCUAGCAUUUAUUCCUUCGAUGUUGCUUCGAACCAGUUGCGUGGAUCCUUCCCCUCUGAUAUCGGCAUCACUCUUCCUUCUCUCAAAUUCUUUACAGUAGCCAAUAACUCGUUCACCGGAACUAUUCCAUCAUCCUUAACAAAUGCCACCAGCCUGCAGAGCAUUGCCCUUCUCCUGAAUAAUUUCCAUGGGCCAAUACCGAAAAAUUUGGGAAGGCUAAAGGGCCUCGGCUAUAUUGACUUGGAUGCUAACCAGUUGCGGGAUGACUUAAGUUUUAUUUCUUCUUUAGCUAAUUGUUCCCACUUAAACAGGCUCUCCGUAGAAUCAAACUUGAUUGACGGAUCACUCCCGACAUCCAUCUCCAAUCUCUCCACCAGCAUUCAGGGAAUUUAUUUGUCAAUGAAUCAGAUACAAGGAACUAUUCCUGCAACCCUCGAAAAUCUCUUCAAGUUGUCUGCCUUGACUUUAGGUGAUAAUUUUCUAACUGGUCACAUUCCUGAUGCCAUCGGAGCACUUUACAGCUUGAAACUUCUUGUUAUAAGUGGAAACAUGCUUACUGGAGAGAUCCCGUCUUCAAUUGGUAACAUGACCUUGUUAUCUCUCCUUCACCUUCAAUCCAACAAUUUCCAGGGCUACAUACCGCAAAGUCUGGGCAACUGCAAGCAACUAAUCGGGCUCAAUCUUUCAAAUAAUAACCUAACUGGCUCGGUUCCAGUCGAAAUCUUGGCUCUUUCUUCCUUGUCGAUCUUCCUCAGUUUAGCGCACAAUAAUUUAAGUGGAUCUCUUCCGAUGCAAGUUGGUUCUUUAAAGAAUCUCGCUGAAUUAGAUCUGUCCUAUAACAGAUUGAACGGCUUGAUUCCGGUGUCCAUAAGCGAGUGCUUGAUAGUGGAACGACUUUACUUAGAAGCUAAUUCUUUUCAUGGUCAAAUCUCGGAAGCUUUACGUCCAUUACGGGGUCUACAAGAGCUGGACCUUUCCAAUAAUAAUUUUUCUGGUCCAAUCCCGAGCUUUCUGGCAGAGCUCUCAUUACUCAAGUACUUGAAUUUGUCCUUCAAUGAACUAGAAGGACAACUUCCUGUGGGCGGAGUUUUUCUUAAUGCAAGUGCUGUAUCGAUUUCUGGGAAUAAGGAGCUUUGUGGAGGUGUUCCGAGUCUGAAGCUUCCUCUUUGUAAAUUGCCAACCUCAAACAAGUCUUCAACAACGAAGGCUUCAACAACGAAGGCCAUAGUGAUAUAUGUGGUAGCUGCCAGUUCAUUAUGUUUGGCUUUGUUGUUCUUGUCUAUCUUUUGUUACCGCAAAAAGAAGCAGACAACAACCGAUGCCUCGCCAUCAUCGUCCUUGGAUCACCAAUUCUUAAAGAUUUCUUUUAAAGAACUCUUGAGAGCUACUGACAGAUUCUCCGAAACAAACUUGAUUGGUAAAGGAAGAUACGGCACGGUUUAUAAGGGAAUUCUUGAAGGCGGUGCCACGGUGGCGGUGAAGGUGCUCAAUUUAACACGAAGAGGUGCUUUGAGGAGCUUUGUCUCCGAAUGUCAAACUCUAGGAACCAUUAGACACCGAAACCUUGUGAAGAUACUAAGCGUAUGUUCGAGCGUGGACUUUAAUGGCAAUGAUUUCAAAGCUCUGAUAUAUGAGUUCAUGGCUAAUGAAAGUUUGGAGGAGUGGCUGCACCCUGGGAUUAUAGAACGAGAUGAUGAGCACGGCGAAUCGAGAAAUCUGAGGCUAGUGCAGAGGUUAAAUAUCGCCAUCGAUAUAGCUACUGCAAUUGAAUAUCUCCAUAAGGGUUGUUCUCUUGCAAUCGUCCAUGGAGAUCUGAAGCCAAGUAAUGUGCUCCUGGACAAUGACAUGGUGGCUCGAGUUGGAGAUUUCGGGCUUGCAAAGAUCAUUUCAACGAUGUCUGUUGAAGCCACAGGAGUGCAGGGCCAGAGUAGCUCAACUUCAACUGCCGUUAGAGGAUCCAUUGGCUAUGUGCCUCCCGAGUAUGGCAUGGGACACAAGGUUUCCACACAGGGGGAUGCAUAUAGUUACGGCAUUCUAUUAUUGGAGAUGUUUACUAGGAAGAGACCUACUGAAGAGGCUUUUGGGAGCCAUCUUAACCUUCAUAGCUUUGUCCGAAUGGCUCUUCCGGAUCGGAUGAUGGACAUCAUAGACUUAAGGCUUUGGAAUGAAGCUGGCGAUCAAAAACAAGAGAUCAAGGUGAGAGAUUGCAUAAUCUCCAUAUUCGAAGUUGGAGUCGCAUGUUCAAUGGAAUCACCGCCCGAUCGGAUGGACAUGACCAAGGCGAUCAGGAAAUUAUGCUCAAUCAAGGCAAGUUACGAAACCAGAGAGAGGAUGACAGGUACAUAG
This is a messenger RNA of Rhodamnia argentea, 3105 nucleotides long. RefSeq names its product probable LRR receptor-like serine/threonine-protein kinase At3g47570. The record is from RefSeq and is a predicted model, not a curated record. NCBI's taxonomy places the organism in Eukaryota, Viridiplantae, Streptophyta, Magnoliopsida, Myrtales, Myrtaceae. The transcript has 2 exons. Bases 1 to 3105 code for a protein of 1034 amino acids. Gene Ontology annotation, molecular function: protein kinase activity; protein binding; ATP binding. Gene Ontology annotation, biological process: protein phosphorylation.